CUCACCCGUGAAGUUCAUGGAAGUGAAGGCACCGGAUCAAACCUUUUGAAGAUGAUCUGGUGAUGGGAAGCAGCAUCGUAUCUCGCCAUCAUGAUCUGUUUACACUCUGCUCCAUGAAGGGGACAUUCCGAACCAGUACGGGCUUCAGUAAGUCCCAUGGCUCCUUUUUCGCAAGCCUCCUGGAAACAGCACCAUUUCCCAACCUUUGCGAAAAAGACGAAAUCCAACAAGUGGUUGAUGUGUUCCUUGUUCCCCGAAGGGAUAAGCGCUUGGAAAUGCUCGAUGACUUGGGCAUGAGAUGCUACCGGUAUUGUGAUCCUGUAGUUGUGCUUUUCGACCAGCUCGAGGAUAUUUUGUUGCCGAGUUUCCUGAGACAGCCGCAUCGAUUCUACCUCUGCUUUUGCCUGGUCUAGUGCAAUCUCCAGUUUGGAUUUCCCAGCACAUACAGAGUCAUCAAUGCGGGCCUGCUUGGUUUCGUGCAACUCCAUCUCCAAGCGAAGGAUCUUGCCCGCCUGAAUAUCGGCUGUGUGCUUUAGAUUACCGUUCUCUUUUUUCAGGAGCUCCAUCGACACGGCGUCCUUGUUCCCAGGCAGAUCCUGCUCAUUAACCUUUUCGCGUUCGCCGGGGCGUCCGGUGUCUUCGCUGCGCGUAGGUGCGGAAGACAUGAUCGUGUUGUUGGUGAUGCUGAGAGUUUGUGCCGUUGCUCAAAUGGUGGUGAUGAGGAGUAAAUUAUGUGAGAAGGAUAUUACUGCGGCAAGAAAAAUGAGGUGGUAGGUUGUGUGAGAACUAGAGGUUGGCAGGCUGGUGGAAGACUGGCUGAAUCGACUGCCAGCCAGCUCAUGACACUGCUGACAGCUGUCAAGUGGAUUCACUGUCACUGAACCAAAGAACGGUCAAUAAUUCUGACUUCUAUUGAACUCAAGCCAUUAGUUACGAAUUCGACACUCCAUAUCAGCAUAAGUGUCCGCUCAAGAAAAGGGGACUUUUGAGGCUCGACGUUAUGUGACCCGUGUCAACUCACUACUCAUCGUUCAGCUGCCCGAGCCCCCUUGUGGCCGAUGAUGCAUAUCAGUUACGAGUCAGUUUAUUUAUCCUUGAAUGAAUUCGAACGAUCGAUGAGAUACAACACGCUUAUUUUCCUUAGGCUUGCUCGCCAGUAGGAGAAAGGCAAGUCCCUGAGUUAAAACCCCUGAAAAGGCCCAUCUGGACGUACCGCUCCUCUUCAUUGGGGGAAUGGUGUUUUAUCACUUUCUGCACGAAAUCCUCACAUUUACGGUAGCAAAUCACAUAAAAUUUGUCAGAGGCGCCCCUUGUAUUUAUUUUCCGAAUACUUACCUUGUGAAUUACGUGUUCCAUCACAUCCCACCUGAGUACCCAUUCCUCAAAACAAGAACUCCCAAUAAACAAUGAGAAAAGAAAUAUACUAGA
Fusarium odoratissimum NRRL 54006 is the source of this 1428-nucleotide messenger RNA. RefSeq lists its product as uncharacterized. Lineage: Eukaryota; Fungi; Ascomycota; Sordariomycetes; Hypocreales; Nectriaceae. Bases 63 to 413 code for a protein of 116 amino acids. The transcript has a single exon. The record is from RefSeq and is a predicted model, not a curated record.